Messenger RNA from Sander lucioperca (pikeperch), 2196 nucleotides. RefSeq names its product heme-binding protein 1. The coding region runs from base 523 to 1098 and encodes 191 amino acids. The record is from RefSeq and is a predicted model, not a curated record. NCBI's taxonomy places the organism in Eukaryota, Metazoa, Chordata, Actinopteri, Perciformes, Percidae. The transcript has 4 exons.
AGCACAAGCUGAACUCAUCUGGGGUUAAUAAGCCAUGAACAUUUAGCGCCAUGCUGCCAGCUUGAUGCCCCACUUUAAGUGAAUUUAAACGUCUCUGAGUGAAAGGUGGUGAUAUAUGUGAGCGUCAAGCUGGCAAGAGGAAAAAACAAAGAGCGGAGGAGGGCGGAGACACUCCACCCGUCAGAGUGAAGGCUGAUUUGUUCAUUCCUGGGUUCUGCAAAGGAGAGAGGAGUCAGCAUCUGCAACUUCUGUCUCCGGAAGGAAAAGCAUCUGUUGAGAGGUCUGUGCUCACUGCCACAAGGCGCGCACUCUUCUCUGGGGGAGAAUUUAAUUUGCGCUUCGGAGUAUCUUGAUAUACUGUUACUGUUACCUCUUGUUUACCAAGGUUGGGGUUUUUUUUACGAGUUGGACGACCACACAAGGGAGCAGUCAGAGAGAAAAUUAUCACACAGACGAAAAGGGAGGACAAACAAGAAAGCAAAGGAGUGGAGAGAGGAGAGGUGACCUGGCCGAAGCAGGGACAUGUUUGGGAUGAUCAAGAACUCGCUGUUCGGACCCACCGAGGAGACGGAAUAUAAAAUGCUCAGCAGCGAGACGAAGGAUGGAGUUGGCUUUGAGGUGCGGCGGUAUGAUGGUGCCAAAUACGCUGUUGUCUCCUCUGAGGGACGAAGCUUUGACCAAGUGACAGGGGAGCUGGUGAGGAAGCUGCUCAUGUACAUCGGCGGGAGCAAUGAAGAAGGUGAAGCCAUGGGUACUACAGCUCCCAUCAUCAUCACAGUGUACCCACGGAAUGAUGGUGUUCUGUCUCGCCGUUUGGUGGUCGCCAUCCGCAUCCCCACCAGCUACCAGCAGAACCCCCCGACUCCCACCGACAGUGCCAUCAAAGUCGAGGAACGGCACGGCAUGACUGUCUACGCUCUGCAGUUUGGAGGCUUCGCAGCGGAGACGGAGUACCGAGCAGAGGCCUUGCGUUUGACGCGUACCCUGGGUGAGACGGCCCCCUUUCAGCGCAAGCAGUACUUCUGCUGUAGCUACGACCCACCACUCAAGCCUUACGGACGCCGCAAUGAGGUGUGGUUUCUACAGGAGGAGCCGUAGGAGCCAUUCGAUCAGAUCUGAGUCAAAUCUCAUGACGAGUCCUUUAUUCAAACUUAUUUACCCCUUUCAGUACCGACAAUCCUGUAGCUCUAACAGUUUUUGAUUGGUAAGAGCAAUAUGGUGACUUGAUAGACCUUUGAAACCCAAACGGACUGAUAGAGAUUACCCAUGUUGCCUUUACCCAUCUGAUCUUCUGCUUGUCACAGGUGCAGCUGCUACACUCAAGUUAGGCGUUCAAGCAAUGGGACAAUUUAGAACUCAGUGCAGCAUUUUCUCAUUUCAUUUUCCAAUUUAAAGUUGUAGCUCUGAAACAACACACGAUGAGAGUGAUUAAAGGCUUCUUGACAAAUAUAGUGUUAAGAAGUAAAAGUAGUUCUUGGAGUCCCACGUAAUACGUUUCAUACAAGGUUCGCAUCACUGCCAUCACUGCACUGUGACGGAGUUCAGUUCUCUACGCCAAGGGAAAAUAGAUUCUAAAGAAAUACCUUUAGAUCAACUGGUAUGCUACCGCCACUUGUUUACAGGUGUAAAACAGUAAGUUAUCUAAGUAACUGAGUGAAUAAUCUAAUAUAAUCUGUAUUUAAAUACAACUGAAUUACAUGUUUGUCCUAAACAUUUGUCAAUAAAGUCGCUGUAGAGCUCUCAUCUCCUUAAAGAACACACAUAUGGCUUUGCACACGUUUUUAUCUAGUUUACAAUUUAGUGACGGCUAUGGAGAAAUGUAUAAAAUUAACAUUAGUUACAUUGUAGUAAAAAGCACACUUCCUUUUCCCGAGUAAGGAACUGGAAAGAAACAGGAGUUGAGCCAUAAAGUAGAACUAGUCUUCAUGAAUUAAUGGGUGGACCGCUGUGACUGGAUUAGCUAGCUAGCUCUAAGUGUUGUUAUAAACUCUGUGAUAAUAUGUUGAUCCAGGAAGCAUGUGUGUAUAGUGAAUAUUUUGUGUUUUACUGCAUGACUAUGCCAUCUUUAUUUAUUCAGACUCUUGAAACUGUUAUGCGUUACAUCUGUACUGUGUGAUUUCCAGUGCUGAGUGAAUAUAAUGUUCAGGUUUCCUAGUGUUUCAGAACAUAAUAAAUAUAUUAUUCAGAAAGAGUGAA